Messenger RNA from Hipposideros armiger (great roundleaf bat), 4464 nucleotides. It is a transcript of the gene MAP3K14, whose product is annotated as mitogen-activated protein kinase kinase kinase 14. The transcript has 16 exons. Gene Ontology annotation, molecular function: ATP binding; protein serine/threonine kinase activity. The coding region runs from base 121 to 2964 and encodes 947 amino acids. NCBI's taxonomy places the organism in Eukaryota, Metazoa, Chordata, Mammalia, Chiroptera, Hipposideridae. The record is from RefSeq and is a predicted model, not a curated record. Gene Ontology annotation, biological process: protein phosphorylation; canonical NF-kappaB signal transduction.
CGACCGUGAGUCCCACACUCAGCGGUCGGCCACCGGCGGCGGGAGAUCGUGGGCAAGGGGAGCGCGACAGUCGCUGUUUGGGGAGAUCGGCGCUUGGCCGGGUGAGCGUGAGCCUGGGAGAUGGCAGUGAUGGAAAUGGCCUGCCCAGGCGCCCCUGGCUCAGCAGUCGGGCAGCAGAAAGAGCUCGCCAAAGCCAAAGAGAAGACACAGGCAAUGGUGAAGAAGCAAAGCUCCAUCAACAAGCUUGAGGCCGUGGAGAAGAGCCCAGUGUUCUGUGGGAAGUGGGAGAUCCUGAACGACGUGAUUACCAAAGGCACAGCCAAGGAAGGCUCCGAGGGAGGGCUGGCCGCCAUCUCCAUCAUUGCCCAGGCCGAAUGUGAGAAUAGCCAAGAGUUCAGCCCCACCUUUUCAGAACGGAUUUUCAUCGCUGGGUCGAAACAGUACAGCCAGUCUGAGAGCCUUGAUCAAAUCCCUAACAAUGUGGCCCACGCAACAGAGGGCAAAAUGGCCCGUGUGUGUUGGAAAGGGAAGCAUCGUAGCAAAGCCCGGAAGAAACGCAAGAAGAAGAGCUCCAAGUCCCUGGCUCAGGUGGGAGUGGCGCUGGCCAGACCCCUCCCCAGAACCCCUGAGCAGGAGAGCUGCACAGUCCCCGUUCAGGAGGAUGAGUCCCCACUUGGUGCCCCGUAUGUUAGACAUGCCCCCCAGUUCACCAAGCCUCUGAAGGAGCCAGGCCUUGGCCAACUCUGUUUCAAGAAACUCGGGGAGGGCCUACGGCCUGCACUGCCUCGACCGGAACUCCACAAACUGAUCAGCCCCUUGCAAUGUCUAAACCACGUGUGGAAACUCCACCACCCCCAGGAUGUAGGCCCCCUGCCCCAGCCCGCUCAGCCCUUCCCCUACAGCAGACUGCCCCAUCCCUUCCCGUUUCACCCUCUCCAGCCCUGGAAACCUCACCCCCUAGAGUCCUUCCUGGGCAAACUGGCCUGUGUAGACAGCCAGCAGCCCCUGCCCGGCUCACCCCUGGGCAAACUGGCCUGUAUAGACAGUCAGAAGACCGUGCCAGGCCCACCCCUGGGGCCCAGCUGCCCACUGCGCGGCACGUGUGAGAAGUUUUCUGUGGAAGAGUACCUGGUACACGCUCUGCAAGGCAGCGUGAGCUCCGGCCAGGCCCACAGCCUGAGCAGCCUGGCCAAGACCUGGUCAACGGGGGGCUCCAGGCCCCAGGAGCCCAGCCCCCAAACCGAGGACAGCGAGGGGGUCCUGCUUACUGAGAAACUGAAGCCGGUGGAUUAUGAGUACCGAGAGGAGGUCCACUGGGCCACGCGCCAGCCCUGCCUGGGCAGAGGCUCCUUCGGAGAGGUACACAGGAUGGAGGACAAGCAGACUGGCUUCCAGUGUGCAGUCAAAAAGGUGCGAGUCGAUGUGUUUCGGGCAGAGGAGUUGGUAGCAUGUGCAGGAUUGACCUCGCCCAGAAUCGUCCCUUUGUAUGGAGCAGUGAAGGAAGGUCCUUGGGUCAACAUCUUCAUGGAACUGCUGGAAGGUGGCUCACUGGGCCAGCUCAUAAAGCAGAAGGGCUGUCUGCCGGAGGACCGGGCCCUUUACUACCUGGGCCAGGCCCUGGAAGGGCUGGAAUACCUCCAUACCCGCAGGAUUCUGCACGGUGAUGUCAAAGCUGACAAUGUGCUCCUGUCCAAUGACGGGAGCCGUGCAGCCCUCUGCGACUUUGGCCAUGCUGUGUGCCUUCGACCUGAUGGCCUAGGGAAGUCCUUGCUCACAGGGGACUACAUCCCUGGCACAGAGACUCACAUGGCUCCAGAGGUGGUGAUGGGUAAGCCCUGUGAUGCCAAGGUGGACGUCUGGAGCAGCUGUUGCAUGAUGCUGCACAUGCUCAAUGGCUGCCACCCCUGGACCCAGUACUUCCGAGGGCCGCUCUGCCUCAAGAUUGCCAGCGAGCCUCCACCUGUGAGGGAGAUCCCCCCAUCCUGCACCCCUCUCACAGCCCAGGCCAUAGAGGAGGGGCUAAGGAAAGAGCCUGUCCACCGAGCAUCCGCAGUGGAGCUGGAGGGGAAGGUCAGCCUGGCGCUGCAGCACGUGGGAGGUCUGAAGAGCCCUUGGAGGGGAGAGUAUAAAGAGCCAAGACAUCCGCCGUCAAGCCCAGCCCACUCUCACCAGGCCCUGAGUGUCCAGCCAAGGGAGCUCUCACCAGGGGCCCUGGGGCCCCAACCAGCUGAGGACACAACAGGCGGGGCCCCCAAGCUCCAGCCUCCUCUACCCCCAGACCCCCCAGAGCGGAACAAGUGUCCAAGCCUGAACUGGGGCAAGGAGGAGUCUGGGACGUGGGAACCCUUGCCUCUGUCCUCCCUGGACCCAGCCCCUGCCAAAAACCCCAGCUCACCAGAGCGGAAGGCAACCUUUCCGGAGCAGGAACUGCAGCAACUGGAAAUAGAAUUAUUUCUGAACAGCCUAUCCCAGCCAUUUUCUCUAGAGGAGCAAGAGCAAAUUCUCUCAUGCCUCAGUGUCGACAGCCUCUCUCUGUCAGAUGACAGUGAAAAGAACCCGUCCAAGGCCUCUCAGAGCUCGCGGGACACCCUGAGCUCCGGCGUGCACUCGUGGAGCAGCCAGGCGGAGGCUCGCAGCUCCAGCUGGAACAUGGUGCUGGCCCGGGCACGGUCCACCGACACUCCGAGCUAUUUCAAUGGGGUGAAAGUCCAAAUACAGUCUCUCAAUGGUGAACACCUGCACAUCCGGGAGUUCCACCGGGUUAAGGUGGGAGACAUCGCAACUGGCAUCAGCAGCCAGAUCCCAGCCACAGCCUUCAGCUUGGUGACUAAGGACGGGCAGCCUGUGCAUUAUGACAUGGAGGUGCCAGACUCGGGCAUCGAUCUGCAAUGCACCCUGGCCCCAGAUGGCAGCUUCGCCUGGAGCUGGAGGGUCAAGCAUGGCCAGCUGGAGAACAGGCCCUAACCCAGCCUUCCGCCACCGGCUCUACUCAGCCAGAAACAGCCUUCCUUCUCGGUACUCAAUGCUGCCGCCGAGACACAGGCUCAGCCUGCUCUCAGGGAGCUCAGCAGUGGGACCAGGGGCAAAGUGGUGGCCAGCAAAAUGCCUCCCAGAAUUUCCCACCUGUGUCCUGCCUGACCUGCCAAGAGAACACCCUGUACCCACGUGACGGGGAGGGGGAAGGCAGGCAGCUCUUCCCAUGGGGAACAGAGAGGGUUUUCUCUGCCCUGGUCUAUAUAAGCUGGCCUGACCCCCUUUGGAUCAGUGACGACUUGCUGGCAGUCGGGAGAGAGCAGCUUCCGGCCUGAGUCAGGGAGGGGUGGGCAAGACCCUCCGCCUCCAGGCAGGUGUGAGGAUGUCAAGUGUCUAAGGACCCACACCCAGAUCCAGUACAGGACUAGGCAGCAGGUGUGCCCACCCUGGAGUUAAGAAGGGGCCCUCUAACCCCCUUGACUGGCCUUGCCUGGCCAUUGAACCCCCUUUUAGAUCUGGGAACCCUUCAGACAGUCAGUGAGGGAGGGGUGCCUGAUGCUGAGGCAUCUCCCUUGGAGAAUGCAUCACAUUUUUCAGGGCAUUGCAACACAGGUCCUGCGCUGAACUCAGUUGCAGCCUAGGACCAAAGAAGGAGUUUAUGUAAUAUGGUUCUCAGUCCCCAAGCAUGUGCCCCUUUGCUGCUGGUCACCAGUCUUCCCCAGAGCAGCAGGUGCCAAGCCCCGACUGCAGGCCCAGCACCACCCAUGACUAGCUGGCACUCAGUUCCCUCACCUGUAAAAGUGAAGGGUGACAUGAGACCUACCUGACAGGAACUAUCUGAGGAUGGGGCAUGAUAGAUGCAAAAGAAAGCAGCAGACACAGGCGCUACUGUUACCUGAGCCACAGCUUUCAAUUUCUUGCACACCAGCUUCCUGAGACACAACACAGCUUAGGCGUCACACCCACAUUGACCCGGCCCUGCCCUGGUCACAGGGCCACCGCCAGCUGCACUUUGCACUCUGAUGACCUCAAAGCACUUUCAUGGCUGCCCUCCAGAAGGGCAGGUCAGUGGUUCUGCUUAAACAUAAGCAGACUAGGAGAUGAAGAGGCUCAAGUCUUAACCUGUCUCCAUACAUGUGACCCCUUAAACUUCCUCGUGAUUUCUUUAAGAUGAGCCCUACCCGUUGCCCAGCUCAUCCUCUUUGUGGGAAGAGCUGAUCAGAACUCAUGUAGCAUUAAUCAACUGUGAAUCUUUGGGGGAGGUGAGGGGCCUGCUAGCCUCAGCUCCUAGGGGUGAAGGGAUGUCCCCUGAGAGUCUUCCUUGGGAGAAGCUUGUCUCCAUGUCUUGCCAGGGUGCCCUCUAUCUAGCUAUCUACAUGGAGCCAUACCACUCCCCAGGGAGAGACCCCUGCCCCCAGCACAUGAAGAGCAGCAGCCUUUGGUACUGCAGAGUUCAGGUUGUAGAGAACUCUUGUAAGCAAUAAAGUUUGG